UUCUUGCGAGUGCAGCGCAUGCAAACGCAUGCACCUUGCAUGAACUCUGCAUUCCCUUCGCAUUUGUUACUAGGCCUAUAUCUACUAGGUACAUAUACUAGCCAAUUCAACAAGACUUUGUUUUCUCAAUGGAAUCAUUCUCGGUCCAAAACUAGAUCUAUACGAGUGAUACUAUGUCCAACUUAUAUUGGUGUGUCUGUCGAUGACACAGAGGGAGACGUGUGCAAGUCGGGCGCACUACUUACUAUGACCACCUGCAUGAAGCAGAGACCGACGAGGAACGCAAGCAAAUCAUUAAUGCACAGGAUGAUCCUGAGGCCAUCCAGCUGAUUCGUAAAUACCUGAGCAAGCGGUGUGCCAGUCCAACUCAUGCUCCUCCUGGAAAACGCACUCGCACGGCCAGUCCACAUCAUUGAAAUGACGAGCCUAUGUCUCUGUCGAAUGAAUGAGAACAUGCAGCCUCAAAACGACGAGCCUCUGCAGCCUCAAAAUGACGAGCCUCCGCAUCCACCAAAUGACGAGCCUCAUCAGCCUCAAAACGACGAGCCUCCGCAUCCACCAAAUGACGAGAACCUGCAGCCUCGAGACAACGAGCCUCCACAUCCACCAAA
Messenger RNA from Suillus subalutaceus, 611 nucleotides. RefSeq lists its product as uncharacterized. The record is from RefSeq and is a predicted model, not a curated record. The coding region runs from base 19 to 330 and encodes 103 amino acids. The transcript has 3 exons. NCBI's taxonomy places the organism in Eukaryota, Fungi, Basidiomycota, Agaricomycetes, Boletales, Suillaceae.